AUGUCGAUGCAGAGCGGCAGCUUUCGAUUCCUCAACCUCAUCAAGCCGGUGAUGUGCGUCCUCCCAGAGGUGGAGGCCCCUGACCGCAGAAUUCCCUUCAAAGAAAAGAUUUUGUGGACUUCCAUCUCCCUCUUUGUCUUCCUAGUUUGCUGUCAGAUCCCACUUUAUGGUGUGCUCACUUCCAAGAGCUCAGAUCCAUUCUACUGGAUGAGGGUCAUCCUGGCCUCGAAUCGAGGCACUCUCAUGGAGCUUGGAAUCUCGCCCAUCAUCACAUCCGGUAUGGUGAUGCAGCUCUUAGCCGGCAGCAGGAUCAUUGACGUGGACCUGACUCUAAAGGAGGAUAAAAUCCUCUUCCAGGGAGCGCAGAAGCUGUUUGGCAUGCUGAUCACCAUGGGAGAGGCCGUGGCCUACGUUAUGAGUGGAAUGUACGGCAGCCUCCGAGAGAUCGGAGCGACCAGCGCCAUCUUGAUCAUCCUGCAGCUCUUCUUCGCGGGAGUGGUCGUCAUCCUCUUGGACGAGCUGAUGCAGAAGGGCUAUGGCAUGGGCUCUGGGAUCUCCCUUUUCAUCGCAACGAACAUUUGCGAGAGCAUCAUCUGGAAGGCAUUCUCCCCGACGACAAUGAACACCGGCAAAGGAACCGAGUUUGAAGGUGCCAUCGUUGCAACAUUUCACUUCAUGGCGUCAAGGAGUGACAAGUUAAUGGCCUUGAAAGAGGCGUUCUACAGGCAAUCUGCGCCGAACUUGACGAACCUCUUUGCCACUGUGCUCGUGUUCUUCAUCGUGAUCUACUUCCAAGGUUUCAAAGUGGACCUGCCAGUGAAGUACCAGAAGAUGCGGGGGUCGCAGGGCUCUUUCCCCAUUAAGCUCUUCUACACCUCCAACAUCCCCAUUAUCCUGCAGACAGCGCUGGUAUCGAACCUCUACUUCCUCUCGCAGCUGCUUUACAGGCGCUUCAAGUCGAACAUGCUGGUCAACCUGCUCGGCCAGUGGCAGGAGGCGGACUUCGGCGGGCAGUCCGUGCCAGUCGGCGGCUUCGCGUAUUACAUCUCGCCGCCCAGCAGUGUCUCGAAUAUCUGGGAGGAUCCGCUUCACGCAUUGAUCUACGUGUCCUUUGUUCUCAUCUCCUGCGCGCUGUUCUCCAAAUUUUGGAUCGAGGUGUCUGGGUCCUCGCCCAGGGACGUCGCGAAGCACUUGCGAGAUCAGUCCAUGGUGUUCAAGGGCCACAGAGAAGAAUCGCUGCUGAAGGUGCUUGACAUGUACAUCCCCACUGCGGCAGCCUUUGGCGGCAUGUGCAUCGGCAUGCUGACCAUCAUGGCAGACUUUCUGGGUGCUAUCGGCAGCGGCACGGGCAUUCUGCUGGCAGUCACCAUCAUCUACCAGUACUUCGAGAUGAUCUACAAGGAGAAGGAGCAGGGCAACAUGUUGUUCUGA
Molecule: messenger RNA, 1431 nt
Organism: Symbiodinium natans
Lineage: Eukaryota; Dinophyceae; Suessiales; Symbiodiniaceae
Source: the annotation of a GenBank genome assembly